Molecule: messenger RNA, 2293 nt
Organism: Betta splendens (Siamese fighting fish)
Lineage: Eukaryota; Metazoa; Chordata; Actinopteri; Anabantiformes; Osphronemidae
Gene: wdr76
Product: WD repeat domain 76
Exons: 15
Coding region: 176-1798 (540 amino acids)
Biological process (GO): regulation of DNA damage checkpoint
Cellular component (GO): nucleus
Molecular function (GO): protein binding; DNA binding
Source: RefSeq, a predicted model, not a curated record
AAAGAAGAAGAAGGAUACCGUUUUACAACACAGAUGGGCGGGACUAGUUACAAAACGUUUCUAUCGUGUGGCGGGAAUUAUUCCACUAGUGAUUUAAAGUAGGAGGUCGGUGACGGCAGCGUUCAGGUUCUUUCCCGCUGCCACUAGUGUUAUUUGUCAUUAAAACUGCGUCGCUAUGACGACCAGACGGUCGAAGCGCGAGGCUGUUGUGAAGGUGCAGGUACUGAAUGUGACUCCUGUGGUCGAGGGACCGGUGCGGCGUUCGUCUCGAAACGCUCUGCGCCCCAAACGCCUCCAGUAUUCUCCUGAAGAGAGCGCGUGCGACACGAGCAAGAGGAGACGCAGAAUGAACAGCCGACAGGAGACGCAGGAGGAGGACGAGCAGAGCGACGCGGAGCCUGUGGGACAACGAGGACUUUCUGCUUAUGAACUGGAGCGGCUGGAGAACAUCAGGCAGAACCAAGCAUUCCUGUCCUCCAUCAACUUAUUACAGGCAACUGAGGAGUGCAGGCAUCUGAAACAGCCAAAGCCGUCCCAGAAGGGCCUGAGAUCAUCCGCUCCUGCAAAGGAGGCUCUCCCAGUUCGCAAAUCUCGCCGUCUACAGGAGAAAGAAGCAGAGGUCUGUAUGCUUCCUCCUGAGCCCACAGUCACGCUGAUUGAUGAACAGCCCAAACCACCAAAGAAGCCUGCUGGGCCUCUGCCUAUGCAGCCAGUCAACAUGGAAGAAGGAAGUAAGCUGCCUUCAGAACUUCUUGCUCUGUGUAGUGAGUCAAUGGAGGAAAGAAAAGUGGUGCUAGACCUGAAAGAGUACCGCUCAGCCCUUAAAAAUAUGAGGAUAACAGAGUCCAGCGUGGCCAAAGUGGUGAAGAAUCGUAUUUUCUCUGCUGACUUCCACCCCUGCAACAGCAGAUUCUUGAUGGCCGCUGGGGAUAUUUCGGGAAAACUUGGACUCUGGAAGUUGGACAGUGACUGGGGAGAUGAUGGUGUCCUGCUUUUUGAGCCUCACACCCGUCCAGUGGGCUGCCUGCACUUCUCCAGGGCCCAUGGCUCACACCUUCUGAGCCUCAGCUAUGAUGGAUCUCUGCGCUGCAUGGAUGUGGAAAAAGCUGUAUUUGAUGAUGUGUAUGAUGUAGAUGACGGCCUGAAAACAUUUGACUUCAUGUCCCAUGACUGCUUGACGCUGAUCGUGGGGAGCUGGUUUGGAGAAGUUGCCAUUGUUGAUAGACGCACACCAGGAAACUCCCAUGAGUCCAUCCACUCACUGGAUGCCAAAACUCUGCGCUGCGUAAGCGUCCAUCCUUUACAGAAGCACUACUUUGCUGUGUCAGAAAGCCAGACAGUGAACAUUUAUGACAGUAGAUGCCUGAAAAAGAAAAACAGCCAAGCCGUCUCCAAGCUGCUGGGUCACUCGUUAAGCAUAUCUAGCGCUUAUUUUUCUCCCUGUACAGGGAACCGAGUCCUCACCUCCUGUAUGGACAACCAGAUAAGGAUAUAUGACACAUCUACAAUGGCUUCAGAGUCUCCCUUGCUAAAGAAAAUUGGACAUGCCAUGCAAACAGGCCGGUGGCUGAGCAAGAUAUCAGCAGUGUGGGACCCCAAACAGGAAGACUGUUUCGUGGUGGGGAGCAUGUUGAGACCUCGGAGGGUGCAGGUGUUCCACGUAAGUGGCCAGCUCCAGCACACCUUCAUGGAUAACACGAUCCUCACCACUGUGCUGCCCGUCAACGUUUUCCACCCUACGAGGAACGCCCUGCUGGGGGGCAACGCGUCAGGACGCCUGCACAUCUUCUCUGACUGAGAGUUAAUAAGACCUAAUCUGGGUGAGUAGCAUGCCUGUAACUUUAAGUGUCAUCAACACCAACACUGUUACCCUGUUCAAUUGGAAGUUGUAGUAGAGUGAAAAAUGGUGAUGAGAAGUAAGAGAUGGCAUCAAAGGACCAGAAUUUAGUUUUUUAUUGUAGAAGUUAUUGCUGCAAUACAUAGAUUUCAGUGUGGGUGUGCUCGAUCAAACCCCCAGUUGUGGAUCCUGCUCUUUUUUUUUAUAGAUGCAGUAACACACUGUCUUUAAGAUAUUUAUUAUAUUUUAUUUGUCUUUCAUUUCUUGGGAGUUUUCAUUGGCUUACUUUGUAAAUCUCCGGUUUGGUUCAGAUUUGACAGAGUUAGUGCUGUGUUCAUAGGUCAACUAUCAAUUGAUGCUUUUUGCUGUUCUGUUGUUAUUCUAUUGUCUUGUUGGAAUUAUAUUGUCCUGUGUAUUUAUAAAAAAAAAAAAAGUAAAGUGAAUUUCUGUAAGCCA